AUGCCAACCGCCAAGCAGCUCGCCGACAUUGGCUACAAGACCUUCUCCGCUUCCAUGAUGCUCCUCACCGUGUACGGGGGCUACCUCUGCAGCGUGCGAGCCUACCGCUUCUUCCAGCUGCGCAGCGCCAGGCGCCAGGCUGCAGAAGAACAGAAGUCCUCAGGGGUCCUGUAGAGCCCAGUCUUCCCCUCUGAGCAGGGAGGCUUGAACAUGGACUGGAAAAGACCUCCCUGGCAUGCCAUCUGUGGCAAGAGCUAGGCCACGAUGAUUCGAGUCUGAAGGGCAAAAGUACCGUGGUUUCCGAAGCAGCACUGCCUUGUGCCCUUCUGACAGUUUGUGGAGGCCAUCAAAUAAAUGGGAAUAAGAGGGUGAGGUUUAUUACAGAUA
Messenger RNA from Meriones unguiculatus (Mongolian gerbil), 387 nucleotides. Its product is annotated as cytochrome c oxidase assembly protein COX14. Gene Ontology annotation, cellular component: mitochondrion. Bases 1 to 174 code for a protein of 57 amino acids. Lineage: Eukaryota; Metazoa; Chordata; Mammalia; Rodentia; Muridae. The record is from RefSeq and is a predicted model, not a curated record. The transcript has a single exon. Gene Ontology annotation, biological process: mitochondrial respiratory chain complex IV assembly.